Molecule: messenger RNA, 1664 nt
Organism: Labrus bergylta (ballan wrasse)
Lineage: Eukaryota; Metazoa; Chordata; Actinopteri; Labriformes; Labridae
Gene: neu3.1
Product: sialidase 3 (membrane sialidase), tandem duplicate 1
Biological process (GO): oligosaccharide catabolic process; ganglioside catabolic process
Cellular component (GO): intracellular membrane-bounded organelle; cytoplasm; membrane
Molecular function (GO): exo-alpha-sialidase activity
Source: RefSeq, a predicted model, not a curated record
CCGGUCGGUUUGUUUACUUUCGUCAAAUGGCGCUUAAACGCUUCCACGUCUUUAAUUUAGAAAUAACAACGUGAAAUAAAAUGCACCUUUCCGAGUUUUACUCAUAGACUGUGUGGUUUCACUUGAGUUAGGUGGUUGAACCCGCGGUCCUGUCUUACGAACCCCGCGUCCAAGCGAACCCGGAAGUAAGUAAGAGUGCGUGUUCUCGCUUCAGUGUCUUCGUCUUUCCUAGUGAACCCAUAGCAUCAGUGUCGUGAACAUCAGAGGUUUCUUGUUGUGGCGUGAUAUUAGAAGAUAUUAUGCCGUUCAGGCGAAGAUCAAGGGCUGCAUAUGUGAAGACUGACAAGUAAAGAUUAUUGUGAUCCAUUAUGGGGAACACGCCGUCAAAGAGUGGCAGUGGAGAGGAGCCAGUCAAAACAACUUUGUUUGAAAAGGAGCCAAAUGGGAUUACAUACAGGAUUCCUGCUCUCAUUUAUCUGAGGCACUGUCACACCUUCCUCGCCUUUGCAGAAAAAAGAUCCUCCCCUUGUGACCACGAUGCCAAGAUCCUUGUGAUGAGAAGAGGAACGCUGAAAGAUGAUGGCUCUGUUCAGUGGUCAUCCAGUCAGGAGCUGUCAACAGCGUGUCUAUCAGACCACCGCACCAUGAAUCCCUGCCCUGUGUAUGAAAAAAACAGCAAAACCCUGUUUUUAUUUUUCAUCUGCGUCUUGGGGAACACCACAGAGGCGCGGCAGAUCCUGACAGGUAAGAACAAGGCCCGCCUUUGCUGCAUCAGCAGCGGCGAUGACGGGCAAACCUGGACCCAAGCAAGAGACUUAACAGAACGUGUGAUUGGGGAAGCCAUCCACAAGUGGGCCACAUUUGCCGUGGGUCCCGGCCACGGUGUUCAGCUGGAGAACGGGAGAUUGGUCAUCCCUGCGUACGCCUAUUAUGUCCCUUACAGAUGCUGUUCCUUCCCCAUUCCUUUUACAGUUUACCCACGUGCUCUGUCCAUUUACAGCGAGGACUUUGGACAGACGUGGCGUGUAGGAAAGAUGCUUCAAAAAAAGUCAUGUGAAUGUGAAAUGGCUGAAAUCAUAGACCAUGAGGGCAGGAGUCACCUUUAUUGCAAUGCUCGUAACUCCGGAGGGCACAGAUGUGAGGCCUUGAGCGAAAACAGCGGCGUGUAUUUUGACAAACCCCACAUGGCUGCAGAGCUCGUGGAACCACCUUCGGGCUGUCAGGGCAGUGUUAUCGGCUUCCCCGCCCCGGAAUUUGUCCCCAACGAUGAUGCUGAAAGCAAGGCUUGCGGCACCUCGCUCUUGUCUCCUGACACGCAAACCUGGCUCCUCUUCAUCCACCCAACCGACAAGUCCAGCAGAAGGGACAUGGGCGUGUACUUGAACCGAUCCCCCCUGCAUUCGUCGGGGUGGGACAGGCCCCGGAUCAUCCACAGGGGGCCCAGCGGCUACUCAGACCUGGCCUACAACGGAGACAAAGAUCAGUUCUCGUGCCUGAUGGAGUGUGGGAAAGAGAGUGAACUUGAGCAGAUUGCGUUCAUGUCGUUUACGCUUAAUGAUGUCAUGCAGACGGGCACGAAGAAAGAAAAGAAGAUGCGUUGAUUUGUGGUUGCUUUAUUCCUGUGUUAACAAAAGCUCUCUUAAAAAAAAAAAUACUCCUGCAAC